AUGUCUUUGGUUAAAUUGGCUAAUACUUUUGCUCAUUUGCAGAACUGUACCAGAGUGAGAGUUUCUCUGACUUCGAUUCCAUAUACUAGAUUGCAUUUACAGGUCGCAUAUAACUUAUACAAGAAUGGGUUUAUUUCAUCUUUGCAAAAAGGUUCUACAAAAGGUCCAGAUUCGGUGCCAACUGAGACUACUCCAGAUAAUAUAGCCACCAGAAGACUGUGGGUGGGCUUAAAGUACAGAGAGAACAAACCGGUGAUGAGUUCUUGUAAGUUGAUUUCGAAACCAAGUUUGAAAAUUUAUUUAUCUCAUAACGACUUGAAGAAAUUGUGUACUGGCACAUCAGUAAGAUUGAUCAAACCUUUGCAGCCUGGUGAGCUGAUAUUGGUGAGGACCGAUGAUGCAGUCGUUGAAAUCAACGAAGCUGUCGCCAAGAGAAUGAACGGUGAAAUAUUGUGCAGAAUCAAUUAA
Vanderwaltozyma polyspora DSM 70294 is the source of this 468-nucleotide messenger RNA. RefSeq names its product mitochondrial 37S ribosomal protein uS8m MRPS8 (gene MRPS8). The record is from RefSeq and is a predicted model, not a curated record. Gene Ontology annotation, molecular function: structural constituent of ribosome. Gene Ontology annotation, biological process: translation. The transcript has a single exon. Gene Ontology annotation, cellular component: ribosome. Lineage: Eukaryota; Fungi; Ascomycota; Saccharomycetes; Saccharomycetales; Saccharomycetaceae. The coding region runs from base 1 to 468 and encodes 155 amino acids.